Messenger RNA from Didymella exigua CBS 183.55, 1505 nucleotides. RefSeq names its product aromatic compound dioxygenase. The transcript has a single exon. The record is from RefSeq and is a predicted model, not a curated record. Lineage: Eukaryota; Fungi; Ascomycota; Dothideomycetes; Pleosporales; Didymellaceae. The coding region runs from base 270 to 1430 and encodes 386 amino acids. Gene Ontology annotation, molecular function: oxidoreductase activity, acting on single donors with incorporation of molecular oxygen, incorporation of two atoms of oxygen; ferric iron binding.
UUAUAGCGGGUCGCAAGCUAUGAGCUGCGGGUCUUUACACGCGUCCCCGGCGAACAGGCUCGGAAUGUUGGUUUCCAGCUUCCUAGAAUCUAGAUGCGAAAGGCAUCGAUACCGUGUCGUGAACCGUGACGAUGCUGCGCAGCAGGAGCAACAUCAUAGUGGAGCCUUCCCAUGAGACUGGAGUAUAAGACAGUUCGACUGCAGACCUCAAUCAUCAUCCAGCGCAUCCAGCUUCAGACCUUCUUCAUCUUUCAAUACCAGCAACCACCAUGGUCAACUUUGCUUCUAUUCUCAGCGGCGCCGUUGCGGCGUCCUCGCUCAUUGGCGGUGCGGUCGCUCAUCCAGGCGAGAAGCACGACAUGGCACACGUCAAGCGCCAGAUCGAUGCCCGUCAGCUCCGCGCCGCAGCUGCCAAGCGCUCGCUCGAGAACUGCCAGGACUCGCUUCAGCACCGCUCGCUGAUGCAGCGAUCUCACACCAGGCGCUCGGAGGCUCUCAACGCCCUUCGCCAGAAGCGCAGCAUCAAUGGUAAAUCGAAGAAGUUCCGCCGUGAUCUUGCUCUCCUCCAGGAGUUCGAGGCCAUCAACCACAAUCAGACUGGAGUCUUGGACUACAGCCCCAACACUGAUGUUUCGACGAUCUUCGCAGCGAACACUUCGUGCAUCCUGGCCCCGGAGGUAACUGACGGACCGUAUUACGUCAACGGCGAACUCAUCCGGAAGGACGUCAAGGAGGGCGAGCCCGGCAUCGAUCUGUACCUCGAGGUCCAGUAUGUCGAUGUCACCACUUGCCAGCCUGUACCUGAGCUGUUCGUCGAUGUCUGGAACUGUAAUGCGACUGGUGUCUACAGCGGUGUCGAGUCAGGUCAGGCUGGACUGAACACCACCUUCCUUCGCGGUAUCCAGGAGACCGACAAGGACGGUGUUGUGGCUUUCGAGACUAUCUUCCCCGGUCACUACGAUGGCCGUGCCAUCCACACUCAUCUCCUUACCAAGUCCAAUGUCACAGUCCGUGAGAACCAGACUACCCAAGACGGCGCUGUCACCCACAUUGGUCAGCUCUUCUGGCCCGAGGAGCUCAGGUCUGAAGUCGAAGCCACCCCUCCUUACAACGAGAACACCCAGGCGGUCGUCUCCAACGACGAUGACAUGUGGAGCAUUGUUCAGACCGCAAACGACUACGACCCGUUCCCGCAGUUCGUCUACGUUGGUGACGACAUCACCGAUGGCCUCUUUGCUUGGAUCCAGAUCGGUGUGAAUGCUUCUGCCGACUACACUGAUGACGAUUACUACAACAUUGCUGCUACCUACCAGGCUGGCGGUGGUGUCGCAAAUGCUGACUCCGGCGUUGGCGGUGCCGGCGGUAACGGUACGAUGCCGAGCGGCUCGCCUCCUUCCAGCGCUAGUCCCUCAUCGACCGCCUCCGCCUAAGAUGGGCCUGUGGCGUUGUGAUUCGUCUAUCAGUAUGUGCAUCGUGCAAAGAUGGGUUUUCCUUUGUUAGCUUUA